Molecule: messenger RNA, 988 nt
Organism: Selaginella moellendorffii
Lineage: Eukaryota; Viridiplantae; Streptophyta; Lycopodiopsida; Selaginellales; Selaginellaceae
Product: syntaxin-61
Exons: 7
Coding region: 92-814 (240 amino acids)
Biological process (GO): vesicle fusion; Golgi vesicle transport; intracellular protein transport
Cellular component (GO): membrane; SNARE complex; endomembrane system
Molecular function (GO): SNARE binding; SNAP receptor activity
Source: RefSeq, a predicted model, not a curated record
GGUUUGACAAUCUAGGGGCGGAAGAACCCUAGAGUUUAAAUAGCAUAUUCGUUACAAACUAGAUUUAGGGCUUUGGAGGAGAAGCGGGGUCAUGUCGGCAGCAGAUCCAUUCUACCUGGUGAAGGAGGAGAUCGAUGAAUCGGUGAAGAAAGUGGAGGGCAAUUUCGAGACAUGGGAGAAGCAGAGCACGGGGGCGAGCGAGCGGGCGUCGCUGAAGCGAGAUCUUCUUGCGGGCAUCGAGAGCGUGGAAUGGCAGGUGAACGAGCUGGAUAAGGCCAUCGCCGUGGCCGAGCGGGAUCCAUCGCGGUUUGGGAUCGAUGCUGCCGAGAUUGGACGACGAAGGAAAUGGUCCACUGCUACACAUGACACGAUUGAUACUAUCAGGAAAGCUUUGCAUGACGGAAGAACAAGCAAUGCCAGUUCCACACGACGAGAGCUCAUGAGAAUGGAAGAUGAUCGUCCUGGUCCGAAGGCCAACCGGAGUUUGAUGGAAGGCAACGAUGAUUUCCUUUCCCUGGAGAGUGAGCGUCAGGCGUUAAUUCUCAAAGAUCAAGAUGAAGAUCUGGACGAGAUCAGUGCUAGCGUUGUGAGAAUUGGCGACGUGGGACUGACCAUUCACGAGGAACUCUCAAGCCAGGAAAAGAUUGUGAGCGAUCUUGACAAAGACAUGGACGGGACAGCAAAUAGAAUGGAGUUAGCUCAGAAACGACUUGCGCACGUACUGAAAAAGGCCGGACUGAAAGGUCAGCUGUGCUUGAUUGCUGCUCUAGUCAUCCUGCUUAUGAUUCUUACGCUUCUCGUUUUUUUCACAUAAGAAAUUAAGUUAGAAGUAUUGAUGUUGCGCAAGCUGUGUGAUUUCACACUUCAAUUGUGAAGAGCUCUGAGGAUAAAUUCAAUGUAUUCCAUAGCUCCAAGAAGCUGGGAUGAACAAGAUAAAAAAAGAGUAUGGAAGAUCAAAAGAAAAUAUGCUUUAACAAUCAACGAAAAA